This is a messenger RNA of Tupaia belangeri chinensis (Chinese tree shrew), 20993 nucleotides long. RefSeq names its product fibrous sheath interacting protein 2 (gene FSIP2). NCBI's taxonomy places the organism in Eukaryota, Metazoa, Chordata, Mammalia, Scandentia, Tupaiidae. The coding region runs from base 87 to 20942 and encodes 6951 amino acids. The transcript has 23 exons. Gene Ontology annotation, cellular component: mitochondrion. The record is from RefSeq and is a predicted model, not a curated record.
CCAGUUGGGACAGAGGGACCACUGGGAAAAGGUGCAAAGAAGGCAAGAGGGGAGGGCCGCCGGCAGGCAGAGGGGCCCGGCCUGCCAUGGAAUUGUACCUUAGCUCCUGCUCCAAGGCUGCCAACAUUGCCGCCACCAAGACUGCCACCAGCAGCCUGGCGGCGAACAGCCAGCAGUGCGGAGAUGGCAUACACAAAACCCACUUUCCAGGGGUCGGAGCGGCUCAACUACUAGAUCUGCCUCUUGGAGUCAAGCUGCCUAUGAUUCCAGGAAGUGAUACUGUAUACUUUACUACAAAUUUAAGUGAGAAGCUUUUUCGACCUUCUUAUGGCUUUAACCUGACUGAUCCUUAUUGUCGACUUUUGGAAAACCAAUAUAAAAGUCUCCAUGAUCCACAUUUAAGAGCAUACUAUAAGCGCAAAGAUGUUCUGAGGAGAUUAAAGAAAGGUGGCUACAUUACCAGCAAUAAUAAAAUUGUAUGUACCUUGAGGGAAUUGAAUAAGUACAGGCAAUAUCUUACCAGUUUAAAAUUAGACUUUCAAAGAAACUAUGUAAGAGAACAAGAAAUGCUUGCAAAACAACUACAUAAACUACAGGAACACAAUCAAAUCUCCGAACACCUUGAUAUCAUGCAGUUCCAAAACUGGUUGUUACAGGAGGGUACCCAGUCUAUUAAGGACCAGGAGCGGUUAAUAAGACAUAGAUAUUUGGAUAUGAUAAAUAGGGAAUUAGAACAACUUGAGCGCAAAGCAGAAGAGCAACGCCUACUCCGAAUGGAUAGAGAAGAAAGACAACAGAGGGAACACACAAGAAGAAAGCUUAGUCUUCGUAGAAAAAUCGAAGAGGAAUGGAAGACAAAAGAAAUGUUACUUCUAACAAAGAUUGGAGAAGAUGUUAAAAGAGAACAGAGGAUAGAAGAGCAACGACGUAGAAACAGAGAAGAGAGUGACAGGAAGAAACAAGCCUUAUUAGAGAAAAAAAUGGCUUAUCAUUUGCAAAAAAUGCAAGAAACUGGCUUUAAAGGAGAUGAUAUGGGAAAAAAUACAUUUGAAUACAGAGGACAAGAUGGAACAUUUUGCGAAUCUUCUCCAAAGAAGAAAACAAAGUCUUAUGAUGAUACGAAGUUAGUGUAUGCUGUUGAUGACCUAAAAACAUACAAAGGAGCAUAUGGACAUGAAGUAAAUACUGUUAAGCUGACUCAGAAUAGUUCAAAGAAUGUUACGAAAAAAUCUUCAAUUACUUACCAGCCAGAUGCACAAGACAAUAAUGGUAUAGAACAAAAGAAAGAUGAAGUGAUAACUAAAAAUUCAAGUACAUUUAAUGACAGAGGAGAUACGAACAUGUCAGCUCGAGAAUCAAUUGUUUCAGCUCAAACCUCACCCACAAAAAAUUUUCCCAGGCCCUCAGUAUCACUUUUGAAUCUUAAUCGUCCAAAAGAAGAGGAGACAAAUGCCGAUUGGAACAGACGAAACAAGAGAUCAAGCUUCCUCUGUGAAUCAGGACCCCAGGCUCAAGCUACAGCCCCCGGUAUUUUUUCUUCUCCAGUUUUCGCAAAUAUGCAAGAGAACCUCUUACAAAAUUGCUGGCAAGAAAAAGUAACUUCUGAAGAAUUGAAUAGUAUAAUUCAGAAUGUAAUGACCUGGGUCGUGGCUACAGUGACCAGUAUACUAUACCCAGCCAUCACGAAGUAUGAAGAAAGGCUGCGAAAUCAUACAUACCCAGUGUCUGAUGACUCUGUCCUUUCUUCAGAUAGUUCAAGUUUCUGUAGCACAUGCAGUGAAGAGUUUACAUAUGGUAGUUACACAACUGCAGCAACAAAAACAUUUCAUGCAGAGCCCUGUGCAUUUUCAGUUGAUGUGUCAGUAAGGAGACCAACCACACCUUUAAGAGCCUCUGCCCACAUGGAAAGAACAGUUGUGGGAAAAACAUAUCACAAGACAGGGCAAUCUAUAACUUCUGGACUGAAAUAUAAUAAAGCUAACUUAAUAUAUUCAUAUCCUAAGGUCAGAAGUUGCAAAUCUGAUAGUCAACUUUUAGCAUCAGUUGAAACAGGCACCAAAAAGUCUAAAGAUGCUACCACUGAAACAGAUGGCCUAGGGAGUCCAUUGUUUUAUGAUAAAAAAGCAAAAGCCAUGGAGGAGAUAAAGAAUUUAAAGAAUGUUUUUGUUAAUUUUAAAUGUCACUUGAAAGAGGAAACUCAAUUGAUUUUAGAAAGCAUUUUUCAAGAAACAAUGUCUGAUUUAACUCAGGCCAUUCCCUCCCUCUCUUCUGUCACUGCUGAAGUUUUUGUUGACCAAAGCGAGCCUGAAAAAGAAGAUUUGCUCUCCAAUGCUGAUAUUUGUUCAGUAGCUUCUGAAAUUGUGGACAAUAUGCUUGAGAAGCUAGAGUGUGCAGUUGAGAAAAAGUGUGUAGAGAUAUUUUCACAAGAAGAUUUGUCAGAUGACGGUAUGCCAAGCGUAACAACCAGUGGGGAAGGUCUCAUAUUACCAAAUGAGAAAGUUUUAAAAGAUUCACCACCUUAUACUUUGGAACCUAUGUGUGAAAUAGCAGAGGAUAUGGUGCACACCAUUUUAGAAAAGCUGAUGACACUGACAUCUUGUCAGCAAAACAAACUUCCUCAUUUUGAAGAUACAGGUAAACUUUACCAUCAGCAAAAUAAGACAGACCCAGCUUACAGAUGCCUUCAAAGAGAUGGUGAAAAACAAUCUAGUUCUAAACCUAAUGCAUCUAAUUUAAUUGUCAAAGAAGAAAUACAACAUUUAAUUACAAAUAUUUUUUCCCAGUCCUCUUUGCUUGGUUACAUAGAGGAUGCAGUCAGUACUAUCCUAGGUUAUGUACAAACUGAACUGAAUAAUGAGAGACUUAUUGCAUCUGAAGAAACAGUAGUACUCCUUCGACUACUCGAUGAUAUCUUCACGGAGCUCCAUCAGGAGCCAGUGAAAGCAGGAGUUCAAAAAAGCAAACGACCUAAACUAAGAGAUCCAUUGGAUAUUGAAGAAAAGUACAGAGUCAUUGGCACUAGAUUUUCUCAGGAACCUAGAUCCAGAAGACCAUUUCCACCUAUUAAUGUUCCAGGCAUGGUUCUUUAUUCUGAAGAUGAUAGUGAAGAAAUAGAAAAAAUUGUGGAAAAUGUGCUUGAUUCAUCUUUCAAAGAUGAAAAAGCAAAAUUACAACAGCAGAUUCCCGAAAACUGGUUUAAAAAGAGAAACAAUUGUUUUGAGUACAAAAGAAAUAUCAAACCACCUACAAAGCCUGCUUCUCAAAACAAAGUUGCAUUUCAUGAUUGGGGGUUAAAGACUGAGUUACCAUCUAAUAAUGAAGAUAUUUUCAUGGAAAAACCCUGUUUAAGUAAAGACAUUCCAGUUUUUAAUCAAGAUCAAAAGCAUCAAAUACAAAAGGCUUCAGAAAACAUAAUUAAAAGUAUUUUAAGAGAAUUGCUCAAGGACCUAUCUUCUGUUCCUCCUGAUCACUCAGACAGCCGUACUGGCAAAGAAGCUUCAGUACAUGUUUCAGAAAAACUGUCACAUCGAGAAUGCAUGUACCAGAUGUUCUCCAGGUCAGAAAUUAGUACAGUGGCUCAAGAAAUAACAGAGGCUGUGUUAAAUAUACUUCAUAAGGCAUCAAGCUUCAUUUCCAAUACCACUAAAAGUUCUAUGUCAUCAUCAGUUCAUCAAACUUCUCUAGAUAAUUCUGUUAGUCCCCAUAUGUUCAAAGAGGCACCAAAUAAAAAGCCAUUAAAAAUAUGGUUUGACAGUGAAAAGAAAAUGAAAUAUUUAUCUUCAGUUAAUGUAGAACCUGAAAAUUCAUCUUGGUUAAACUCUGGAGAAAGUGAACCUAAACCUGUGGAUCACAUAGGUGAUAAGAUCAUUCAUACAAUUUUUAAAAGGCUAAAGUCCUUUGUUUGUCCGAAAUUGCAAAUGGACUUCAAAUCUUCCCUUGACAAGCAAUCUUCAUUACAAUCUCAACUUAGUACCUAUACAACUAAAGUAGUAAACAUUGUUUUGCAUGCAAUCCAGAAUGAAUUGGAACUGAAUAAGGAAAAACUAAAUCUUGUGGCAGACCAUACCAAAUCCCUCACAGGUAAAGGACUUUUUGUCAAUGCUGACAAGAAAUUAGAAUCCUUUGUAACAAAUCUGAAUGAUGAGAGUAUAUCAAGUCCAUUAUUAACUUUUAUUUGUGAUCUGUUAUCAAAUGGACAUGCAGAUCAAAGAAAUAUCUUACCUCCUGAAGAUAAGCCAAUGUCUGCAACUUCAUGUGAAUCUGACAACAUUGAUAAACAAAAGAUUUUGCUAAAUAAGCAGGAUAAAAAAUCUUUUCUCAAACUUUUGGCUACACCUUGUACAAUCCACAGUGUCAUUAAUAGAAAUGAUCUCAAAGAAAAUGCCAAACUGCAAGUGUUGGACAGAAUUGGGGAGACACUCCAUGAAAUGUUAAGUAAGUUAAUUGGAACACAUCCUCACUCUCAGCCACACUGUUGUCAGCAAGACAGAGAAAAGAUGAAGGAAGAUCAGGAAUUGGCUGUUGCAUUGCAGUCUAAUAUUCAGCUCAUAUCCAAAACAAUUUUGGAAUAUAUCCUAGCAAAAUUAUGUAGUAUUGACACAGAUACCAGUUUUGUAAGUUCUGGGUUUAAUGCUGUCUCAGAGUUUCUUGACAUUGACAGCCUAUCAUAUGAUUCAAUUAUUGAGGAGAUGGCCAAAUGUACCAACAUGAUCUCCAACAUAGUUUCCAGAAUGAUUCAGGAUGGUAAUACAGAAGUUACUAAAAACAAGGCAAAAAAUAUAGUCCCUAUCACUGCUAGAACAGAGAACACAAAAGGAAUGCACUCAAAUAAACUAAAAUCUGUAGCUUCAGAUAUUCUUAGUAUGGUUUUUGAUAAACUGGAAGGGUUUGCCAAUGGAAAUUUAGAAACUCUGGGUGUUAGUAAUGAUGGAAAUAAAAAGAGUGAUAAAAUGGACUGGGAAUGUGGAAGUACCAGUGUUUCCACAGGCACACAUGAAGAACCACUGCAGUCUGCAUUAUUCAUGCAUGCGAAGAAGGUAUCAAGUGCUAUUUUGAAGGCUAUUCACACAGAAUUAAAUAUGAACUCACCUGAUUUGAGGACAAAUAUAAAAAACCCGCCACCUGAGACACAAAUGCUUAAGAAUAUAGUAAAUUUAAUUUUAGAUGCAAUAUCCUCAGAUAUAUUUAAUGAAACUGAAUCCGAAGGGAGUGGCAUUGAAACUUACCGGUAUAGGCCAACUUACGGAAAUUUUCUUCCUGGAGGAGCUGAAUCAGAUUCAUUUCUAGAAGAUGAUGGAAAUACAGAGAAAGAAUUCAUUGGAGAGACAACACCCAUAAUAGAAGAAACUAAAACUAAUUCUCUUAAACAAAGGGUUCUAGAAAGAACUCUAAACAAAAUCGAAAUGAAACUCAAAGAACCACAUAAAUCUCCAAUAAUCCCUAUUGUAAGAAAUAUUUUGAAUGAAAUUUUUCAAAGCACUUUAAUCAGUCAAUUAAAUGUGCUUCCUCUCUCCCAUUCUCAUUUUAGUGUCACACCUCACAAUCCUGAUGCUCAAACAUCUCUUCAAUUUAUGAAUAAAAUAAUGGAUCCUUUAGUAUCUGAUACAGAUGUAACCAUAGUGGCAGAUAAUGUUGUUAAAAUUGUAUUUCAUAAACUUUAUUCAGCUGCUGUGACUGAACGUAAUGUAAGUGAAAAUAGGCAAAAAACCAUCACAUUUUCAGCAAAUGUUUCUUUUCAUGAACAGACCUAUCAAGGAAAGUCCUCUGCUACUGUGUUGGACAGAAAUCCUUGGACUCAUCAGUCCAGAUUCAGUGUUGACAAACAGAGCAAGAUAAAUGUAGUUGAAGAUAUUAUACAGGCAAUAUUAACAAAUUUAGAAACUUUUACUACUUGUAAAGUAAAAUCUUUCUUUUGCCCCCAAGUCAACAUCACAGUUCCAAUGGCUGUAACUAGUGAACAGGAUAAGAGUCCAUUGAGCAAAGAACCAUUAUCAGCCAAUGAUACGUAUUCUGAUGAGCAAUUUACCUGUUAUCCAGUAGAUCAUAAUAGUUCAGGAGAGACCAACUUGUUAUGUCAGAGAUCUUUCUCUAAAUUAAAUACUUAUGCAAAAGUAGUGGCUAGAAAAAUUUUAGAAGGAAUCAAACAUGAGUUAGAUAAAGAAAGAGAAAAGCCUUCCUUAACUCAAAAUGUUGUGGUUUCUGAAAGUAUUGCAAGUCGAAUUGUGGAGACAGUGUUAGAUGCUGUAUCAUGUAAGAGCAAAUGUGACAAAAACAACUCUGACAAAGAGUUUGAUGCAUAUCAGCAAGAAGAUAUUAUUGAAAAGCUAGUCAAUAAGAGAGAAUAUCGAAAAAUCCUUCAGUUUCAAAUACAAGACACUAUUGAAGAUAUCUUAUGUGAUAUUUACAAAAAAACACUGUAUCAAAAUAACCUCUCAUUUGCCACACCCACUCUAAAAUGUAGCAUAACUGGUAAACAUUCAGAAGCAAAUUCUGAAAUGUUCAUUAAGGGUGCAAAUAAGUUUAUUCUUAAACCCUCAGUUCCUAAAUCAGAUGUCACUUUGAUAUCCAGUGAUAUAGUGGAUAUCGUUCUGCAUAGUCUCCAUUCUGCUGUUAUGCUUGGCAUAAAUACAAAAGAUUCUACAUUUGCAAGAUUGCCCCAAACCUCCUGUGAGAUGUUUCCAAAAGCAGAGUGUCAACAGUCAAAAAAUAAAAUAAAAACAGAAUGUGUUCCAUGUUCAAGAAGUCACAAAUCAGCUUAUUCUGCUAAUAAUCAAAUAACUGUAGUAGAAAAAGAAGAUGCCAAGAAAUUUGCUCCUGACCCAUGUGAGGAAAAUGCUAACUUCAUUACUAAAACUAUUUUCAGUAGGUUAGAAUCUUUUGCCACAGAAAGAAUAGACUCGUUAAUUACUCUUGAUUUCCAGCCUAAAGAAAAGUCAUUUGUUAGCCCAGUAUUGGAAAAUUAUAAACCAGAUGACACCGCCUUUCAUGACUCAAGCCAAGUGGAAUCAGAUAUAAAUGUCCUGAAAAUAUCAACAACUGAAACCAUUCUCAGCCAAGAGUUCACAGAUUCAACUUUUGCCAGUUACCGAGAAAAACUUGGAUCCACAAUUCAUCUAUCACCAGCUAGCCUUAAGGAAUAUGCUGAUAUCAUUUCCAGUGCCAUUUUGAAGCUUAUUAAAAAUGACUUAGACUUGGAAAUCCAAAAGAGGUAUCCAUUUCCAAGCAGUAUUGCAUUCCAAGAAAACAUCAUUGUAAGUGAAAUUAUCAAUGGUAUUUUAAAGAUUUUACAUGACAAAAGAUCUGUAAAGGAAAUUAGUGUUUACUCAAAAGAGAAUCCUAACUUUUCACAAUUAACUGCAUCAAAUGAAAUAUUGGCAGAAUGCAGAGAGAAAGAAAACAUCGAAUUGUCUCUAUUUUCAAAGUGUCCAUUAGGACAAAAUCAAAUGACAAUGGCAAAGGAAAGUCAAAGGGUUGUUCUAGAGAAAAUAUUUAUGAGAAAUGGAGAAUCAAAACAAAAGGAAAGAACUGAAUUGCACAGUGCCGUGGAAAAACUUUUGAAUAAGUUACAUCAAAGAGUAAUGGAAAUCAUGUGCCAAUUGCCUCAGUUUGAUGAGUUUCACCACUUUACAUCUAAUUCUAAAAUUAAAACAUCAGACGUACCACAAAAUUUGGUUUUUCAGUCACAUAUCAACAGCGUAGCAAAUGACAUAGUUGAAAGCGUUUUAGGAAAAAUGUACUCCGUAGUUGAAAUGUCAUUAUACAAAAAUAACAAAAGUAGAGGAGAAACAGAAACAUCUGAUGACAAUGAUGCCUUGCCAAUAAACACAUCGUACUCUGGAGGAACUAACCAAACAGAAAAAAGAAGUAAUCCCUCAAGAUGUGUGAUAUCACAAGUUUAUGCAGACAGUCAAAAUGUCUCUGUGUUAGAAGACAAUAUUUGUCAAUAUUCGCCAUUGCAAGUGGGGAAAGAUUUAGUGCAAAUAGUUCUUACUAAGAUCACAUAUUUCAUCUCACUUCAUCUUAAAGAAUGUUUGUCCUCUGAAGGCUGUUCUGAUGAGUUGCAACAACUAAGGCUCUAUAGUUCUAAAGUCAGCCCUAAGAGCAGUCCCAGACUAGGCUUUAAAACAAGUUUAAAGGCAAAAUCAAAAAGUACGCCUUUGCCCAAAUUUAGAACAAAACCACACAUAGGACCUAGUGGUGCUAGGGUCAAAAGCAAGACCAAGUUUGGUCUUGGAGAGAAGACUCUCAGAGAAACCCAGUCUAAGAUCGCCAUCGGAUUGCCACAUGUCCUAUCAAUAGGAGAUGCCAAAAACUUACUGGAAAAAAGGCUGCCCACUUCAGAACUAAAAACAUAUGCCAAGGAUAUAAUAAGUAUUAUCUUAGAAAUAAUUUUGAAAGAAUUUGAGAAAGUGAAGCAAACUAGAGAAAUGGCAAAUAUAAAAGCUUUGCCAUCUGAUCAAAUUAUGGCAGCAGGUAAAAUGGUUAGUUCAGUUUUGCAAAAAUUAUAUGCUAUGAAUAACCACAAUAUGGCUCAUUCAACAAAAUUCUCAUAUUUGAAUGAUCUCAAACUUUCACAGGGAAACAAAGAUUCAGGGUCCCUUGCCAAACAACAAGCAUGUUUUUACUUAGAGAAUGUAUCUUCACAGCUAGAACAGAUCUUUCCGAAAGAAGGUAUUUUUAAAAAAAUGUUUGACAAAUGGCAAACAGAGUCAAAUGACAUGGAAAAUGAAAAAUGUAAGCUACUGAUGAUAGCUGAAAAUGUUUUGACUGAAAUUUCAAUAAAAGCCAAAGAAUUAGAAUAUUCUCUUUCACUUUUAAAUUUGCCUCCUCUUGAGGAUUAUAAAAGCAGGUUCUAUAAUCACUUUAAAGGAGUUUCUCCUAGGGCCAAGAAUACUAAAGCACAAAUUAAUAUGUUUGGAAGGGAAAUUGUUGAAAUGCUAUUUGAAAAAUUACAGCUAUGCUUUUUGUCUCAAAUGCCUACGCCAGAUAGUAAAGAAGCACUAGCAAACAAGAAAGAACAUCUUUCUGCUAAAAGUAAAUAUGGCUUUCCAAACAAGCAGAGCCUCAGGAGUUUACCAAUCUGUAACACAAAGACAAAUGAACAAACUUCUAUGAGCUCUAGCAACCAUGUUGUUCGAGAUAUUGUAGAAAGAGUUUUAAACAUGUUAGAGUCAUUUGUGGACUUACAGUUUAAACAUAUCUCUAAAUACGAGUUUUCUGAAAUAGUCAAACUGCCUAUAGAAAAUCUCUUUCCUGUCCAACAGAGAUUAUUAAGCAAAAAGAUGUUGCCAAAAUUACAACCACUGAAAAACUUUGCUGAUGAAUCCAAAUCAAGUACAACUAUUUCCAAGGAUAACAUACAGAGCACCCUCCUCCAGGCUCAUUCAUUCCAUUCAGAAUUACUUACCUAUGCUGUUACUAUUGUCAAUGACAUGCUUGGUGUAAUUAAAAACAAAUUAGACAAAGAAAUAAGCCAAAUGGAGCCAUCUUCAAUUAGCAUACUGAAAGAGAACACUGUAGCAAGUGAGAUCAUUGGCACACUAAUGGACCAGUGUACCAAUUUCAGUGAAUCUUUGAUCAAAAACCUUCCAAAGGAAAGUACAUUCCCUGGAACUGAAAAUGCUUACAUUGUUAAUCAGGUUGAAUUAGCAUCUAAAAUAAAAAUGCCCACAUCAAAGUCAAAGGAAGCUAGUUUGGGAAAUAAUCCUCAACAAGUGAAUGUAGAUGGUUUGGUGUUCUAUGCAGAGGAAGAUAUUAAAGCAAAGUACAGAGUUCCAGCCAAUUUUUCCUCAUAUAUCAGAUCCUCUUUAGAAGAUACGAUUAAAAUCUCAGAGCCAAUGGAAAUGCCUGAUUCAGAAACUAUAUCACCAUGUUCUAGAAACAAAAUACGAGACCACAGCCCAAAGAAAUCUAACUUUGGCCAUGUGGACGAGGCCAUGAGAGGAAAUAACUUUCUCCCUGAAGGCAGUGUUUUACAAAAAAUGUUUAAGAAAGCAAAUGACUCUACGGAAGCAUCAUUACAGCAAGUAAUGUCAUUCAUAGAAAUGGGAAAAGGUGAAAAUCCAAGAGUGUUUCAUUAUGAGACCAUUAAACCACGGGUUGAGCCAAACCAAAUUCAGACAGCAGUUUCUCCACUCAAAAUAUGUUUAGCUGCAGAAAACAUUGUCAAUACUGUACUGUCCAACUAUGGCUUUCCAAGUCAACCACAUACUAAUGAAAGCACAGAGACCAUGAAACCAUUUUUCAUACCAAAGCAAAAUACUUUGUCUGAAAUAUCUGGAGGAGAAAAGAAUGAGAAAAAUCUGCUUAGAAUUUGGGAUAAAAAAAUCAACUGUAUUUCUGAAGAAGAAAAUGGAAACCCUGAAGACAGCAGAGGAAAUGUUUCCUUAUUGCAAAAAUGGCAAAAUAAGAAAUAUUCAAAGAAAAAGAAAAUAGAGACUCUGAAAGAAGUUGAAGUCAUUGCUUUUGCUGAUCAUGAACUGGGUCCGAAUGAAAUUCAUUUGGUAGCAAGACAUGUCACCACAUCAGUGGUCACAUAUUUUAAGAACUUCAAAACUAGAGUUUCCAUUGAGGAGAAAAUAUCUAUUGUUUCUACAUUGUCAAGGACAAAAUGUGAAUCCAAGCAGACUCUGAGAAGCAUAUACAAUAAUUCUUUGAUCUAUCAAUUUUGUGAGCAUCUAACUGAGUCAGUCAUUUGCCAUUUAAUUUCAAGUAUUUCUGAUGGCACUAGAGAAAGUAAAGAGCAAGAGAAAGCACGGAAAAUUCAAGAUGUAGCAUUUAACAAGAUUAUUUCAAUUCAUUCUCAUAAGUUUGAGAGCAGAUCGAUUUCUGUUGGAGAACUUGCUCUAAGUAUUUCUGAAAUUAUUGUUGAAAUCCUUUUCAAUAGCAAGAUUAUAGAGAUGAACAUUGCGCAGAAAAUGGUUUCCAUAAAAGCAAAAUACAUUUACUGUCCAGGAGUAGCUUCUGCUGACUUUGAUGAUCUUUUUCAAGAUCUCUUAAUAGGAGUGAUUCAUGUACUGUCCAAAGAAAUAGGAAUAACUCAUCACUUUGAAAAUAAUGUAAGAAACAAGUCGUUUUCUAUAAUUAGAAGCAACAGUGAGUCCAUUAGCAAUCAAACUAAUACCAUGAAAAUACAAGAAGUCUACAGAGAUCAGGAAUCAUCUAUUCACCAAACUGAUCAACUGGCUCAAAAGAAUAAAUUGAGUUACUUGGCUUGUAAAUUAGAUACCCUAGCUGGUAGCCUAGAAAGUCGUGAAUCCAAAGAAGUAGUCAAUAAAGUGUUUAAUAUUGUUUUAGACUUAUUUUCUCCAGAUGAAUGCUCAAAUGGAGCUCUGGAUUCUGGUCAAAUAGCAAAAACAUUUUUCUCCUCUCCAAAUAAUCAACAAAAUAACAGCAUACUUAGAAAUAAUGUAGGGCUCUCUCCCAAAUCAGUUUUUCUUCUCAAUGUUGUUUGUGAGAAACUUGUUAGAACACUUUUGGAAAAAUUCACAAGCACUAUGUUUCUUGAUAAUGGUCCCUUUUCUGAUGAAAUAUCAUCAGAAGAUUGUCAACUUUUAAAAAUACUUCAAAGUAUAAAAGAUGGAGAUUUUGAUUAUUGUAAGGGAGCAACGGACUGUGAACAACUUCAAGGAGAUUACACGUCUGGUCUUUUGGAAAAUCUGCCAGAAAUUGAUCAAGAUUUAUUGUCAUCAGACACUAUGCUUGCUACUAUUUCCCACAGAUUGGUUAAAUCAUUGAUGGACAAGCUAUCUCAGAGUAUACAGCAAGCUCCUGAAAGCCCACCUUUUGCAAAUGGGCAUUUAAACCCUAGGACAAGAGAAAUACAGUCUAGUUCCACAAAGGUGAAAUGGCCAGAAUUAAUAGAAUUAGGACAAGGUAAAGGCUCUUUAGAAAUCAUGAGUUGUAACAGUAAUUCUUUGACAGGAUCACUAAAUAAUCCCAAUAUUGUUAGCUCCAGAAUGCAAGCACCAUUUGGCACGCAAUAUACAAUAAAAUCUUCUGUGUCAGAUCUUAAAAGACAGACAACAAAAGAAAGGAACACAAUAACCAUUCAUAAUAAGUUACAUCAAAGAGGUAUGAAUGCAGGUGUUUAUUCAGCCACAUUUUUAGAGGAAAUAAUUUCAGAAUUGUUUUUUAAUCUCUCUACCUCACUGUGGGGCAAAAAUAAGAAUAUCACUGAGUCCUAUCUCAAUGACAUGAAUACAUUACUUGUUAACAAAGUAGUGAAUGAGUUUAACGACGCAAAAGUCACUGUUCUACGGAAUUCUGAAGAAAGGCUGUGUUUUCCAACAGUUCAUAAAGAUACAAUUAGUAAGAUUGUUAACUCAGUUUAUUAUGAUGUUCUACAGCAAUAUGAAUUGGAAAUGACCCGUGGUAAUAAUCUGUCGUGUGACAAUACUCCAAUUGCAGGACAAAUAACCAGUAGCAUAUUGUUUGAGAUUUUAGACUACCAACUCCCAUCUUGUUUUAGGGAAAAGCUCAUGCCACAUUCAUACUACCCUCUCAAUGCUAAAACUAUAUUGCAGAAGCUUCAAAAUAACCUGAGAAAAUUUACAUUACAACCUUGGUCUUCAACAGGUUAUAGCACCAUGUUAUCACAUUCAUUUUUAGAAAAUAUCAUAAAAAGGCUUUUAUCUCAGCUCAUUCCUCAACCCAGUAAGGCUUCUUAUUUAGAAAAAAAUUAUGUCAUGAGUUCAGAUUUUAAUGAAAUGUCCACCUGUAUAAUAAGUAAGGUUAUGUCAGCCAUUUCAAAACAUAACAUUUGGUUCACUAUAUAUGAUAGUCAAUAUCUUUAUACAGGACAAAACCUUGAAAAGAUGGUGGAUUCUGUUUAUAGUAAUAUUUUGAAAAUGUCUGACUCCCUUCUUUCAAUUCAGAAAAGCAUAGUCAGUCGAAGUCCAAUCAUAGUUGAGCAAAUAGCCAGCUUUAUUAUCCAAGAAAUUAUUGAAAAUCAUCUUCACCCCUUUUUGUGUGGAGAGUCUUUACCUCGCCCAAGGACCCCACUCGAUGAAGUAUCUAACAUGGUUAAACAGGUUCUCAGAGAAGCAAUAGAAUCAAACAGAUCCCAUACGCUAUCACCAUUAUGUAUUUAUCCUGAUAUAUUUGUUAGAGAGAUUGUUGCUAGACUUUUAUCAAAGAUUUUCAACCCAAAGCAUAACACUGAAGUUGAGCUAGAAAACAUGACCCAAAAAAUCGUAAACUCUAUAAACAAUCAUUUAGACAAAGCUAAAAUUCUUACUCUCUGUGAAAGAGAAGAGUCUUUUCCUUCUGUAGAUACAGAUAUUGUGAAUGAACUUGUCUCUUCAGUUUAUAGGAAUGUUUUGAAACAACAUGGCCUAGACCCUGAUGUUGAUCAAGAGUCUGAAGAUACUGACAUUUUUGUUGAAAAUAUUACCAACUUAAUUAUAGCAGCUAUUUCAGAUUACCUUCUUCACCCACUGUUUUCUGGGGAUUUGCAAACUUCUUCCUGUUCUAUUUCAACAGCUGACAAUAUUGUUCAAGAAAUCCUUAGUAACAUCAGAAAAUCUACCACGCCAAGUCAGAUUUUACCUCCAUAUAACACUUUACUGCCAUAUACAUUUUUAGAAGACAUGAUCAGAAUACUAUUAUCUAGAUUCUUCCCUUCUGCAUCUAGCAUGCUUCCAAAUAUAGAAAGCCCAAGAGACAGACCAAGAGGAAACUUCAAUGAAAUUGCAUCCAACUUAAUCAGUGAUAUCAGAAUGAAAAUAUCCCAACAUGAAAUUCGGUUUUCAAAAGAUGAAGAAGAAACCAACUUUGUUUAUUCAGAAGAUGAUGCUCAGCAUCUUGUUGACUCAGUAUUUCAAAACAUUCUACAAAAUUCUGAGUCUCAAGAAUCAGUUGAGCAAGAUAUCACAAGCAGUAAUGAUGUUCUUAUUGACAGAAUAGCAGGUUUUAUCAUUAAACAUAUCUGUCAACAACAUCUUCAGCCAUUUGUGGAUAGAAAGUCAUUACCUUCUUCACCCUACACAUAUCUUGAUGAUGAAAGAAGGCAGCUAUUUUAUACAAGUGUUUAUUCCUCAAGUUUUUUGGAAGAUGUGGUAUCUGGGGUUUUAAGCAAAAUAUUCCACAGGGUGAUAGGCAUUGUACAAACUAAUACAGUAAAAGAUUCAGAAGAUGAACUGUUUGAUGCAGCUGAAAAACUCAUACAUUUAAUUACAGAGGAAUUCUCAAAAGCCCAAGUUAGCAUUAUAGACAAUGCCGAAGAACAAUUGCAUUUACCCCCAGUGGAGCAAGAGAAAGUCAAAAAAAUUAUUGACAUGGUAUACAGUAAAAUUUUGCAAGAAUAUGAAAUGGAAAUAAUGCCCCAAAAAUAUUUUCUAAAUGACCCAAAGACCUUGGCUUCAAGGGUAACUAAAAUCAUCCUGGCUGAAAUUUUUGAUUUUCAAAUUGAUCCAGAUCUUAUAGCAAAUUUACCUUGUAAGUCAUAUUCCAAACUCAGUGCUAAUGUUUUGAUAAAGAGAGUCCAAUAUGGUAUUAGUAAAUCAAGAUUCCGAAGACAAGCUUCAACCACAUAUACUACUAUGCUAUCACAUACUCAUUUAGAAAAAAUAGUCACUCAGCUUAUGUCUCAGAUGAGUCCGUUAGCCUCCAGUAUGGAACAUCCAGAUACUCCUCAAUCAGACUUAAGUAAUACAGUCAUAAAGCUGAUUAAUGAAAUCAUGUCAAUAAUUUCAAAACAUGCAAUAUGUAUAGUAAAACAGGGGAAUGGAAAACAAAGUAUGAUCUCAGAAAAAGAUAUACAGUCAAUGGCUGACUCUAUUUAUGCUGAUCUUUCUUGUUCAGAUUUAUACCAGUCUCUUAUGAAAGAUAAAAAGGCCAUAAGUAAUAUACCUGUUUCUAAAAUAGCAAGUUUUAUAAUAAAGGAAAUCUUUAAUCAUCAUAUUCAGUCAUUUUUAUCUGGAGAUAAAUCUCUCCUUUCAGCUCCAGCUGACCAAAAUUAUAAACAUAAACCAACAGAUCCUAAACAAAGAGAACUAUCUUUCAUUGUGAACUCGGCUAUUUUUUUGGAAGAAGUAAUUUCUCAGCUUCUUUGCAAAAUUUUUUAUGCAUUCACACAUAAUGUCUUGGCUGCUGAAAACCCAGAUAGAGCAAAAGCCAAAAUUACUGGCAUUGUUACAACAUUAGUAAAAUCAAUUGUUCUGGAGUUCACCACGUCAGAGAUUUUAGUUGCAGAAAACUUUGAUGAAAAUUUGUGUUUUUCAGAAAGAUAUCAAGAAAUGGUUCAAAAUACAGUAAACCCAAUUUAUGAAAAAAUAUUAGAUGAAUAUAAAUCUCUGAUUCAAGUAUACAGGGUCAUACAAAAUGAUACUAUCCGUUUUGGAAGGAAAAUAUAUAAUUUGCUACUGGAAGAAAUUUAUGAUUACCAGGUACAAUCAUUAGUUUCAGGAGAAUUAGAGUCCUCUUCCUUUUCUUCUCCUCGAGCUGACAAUAUCAUCAGAAAUGUGCUCACCAUCCUUUUGAAAGAUAGCCAUUCCUUGCCAUCAUGUAUUACUGUGUUGCCUCGUUCUCUUUUAGAAGAUAUGGUUUACAAGCUUCUAGUCCAUAUCUUCCCUUCAACUGACACUGAAACUGAACUAAAAGAAGAAGAGGUUAUACCAGAUCACGAGUGUGUGGAUGCAGUUUCAACACUGACAGAUGAAAUUAUAAAAGAAAUUUCUGAACAUGAGAUCCGACUUGCCACAGCGGAAGAGAAUGCCGGAAGUAUACAAUUAGAAGCUAUUGAGAAUUUGGUUGACUCCAUAUGUAGUAAUAUUUGGCAAAAAUCUGAAUUCCAAGCUGAAGUACAGAAAAAUGCAAACAAAAAAGAAAGUUCAUUUCUCAGUAAAAUAGCUGGAUUUAUUAUGAAGGAAAUCAUGGAUCAUCAUUUACAGCCAUUUUUACAUGGUGAAGAAUCAUUGUCCAGUGACUUACCUGAUACUGGCCAUGACACAGUACUUGCGGAAUCUGUUAAUAAAAAGACACAAUCUUCUCUGUAUUCAGCUACAUUUUUAGAAGAUGUAAUUGUUGACCUUGUUCAUAAAUUUUGUUCUCUCCCAACUAUUACUGAACAUUCUAAGAAAAAUGAAAUGCCAGAACCAGAUAUUGUGGGCUUAGCUAUAACAUUUGCAAAUUCUCUUAUAAAGGAAUUUAGCAAAAGUGAAAUUAAAGUUUUACCAAAUGCUGAAGAAAUGUUUUCUUUCCCACCAGUUGAUAAAGACACAGUUGACAAAAUAUCUAAUUUUGUGUAUGAUCAGUUCAUAGGAAAAUAUGAACCUAAUGAUAUUCGGAAAGAUAAUAAAAGUAACUUUGUUAUAGAAAUGAUUGCUGCUUUAGCUCAGAAGGCAAUCUCUGCAUUCAAGAUUCAACCACUUUUUUCAGGAGACUGGUCUUCUACUUUCUUUUCAUUUCUAGAUCCAGAAAACAUCACCCAAAGAGUUCAACACCUACCACAGAAAACCUCUACAAAGAUAAACAGAUACCUAAGAGGCAAUGAACUUACUUUACCAGAAAAUUUAUAUAAAAACAAUUCUUUAACCUUAGAUGAGAAAAAUGCAAUGGACCUUUUGAAAAUAGAUAGAAGCGCAGUGAGUGGAAAUAAAAGUUUCAAAAGCAAGGGCACAUCAAUGAAAAAAGGCAACAUCCAAGAUCCAAUACUUACCUCUAUAACUACCAUUAUGAAAAGCAACGUGACUAACCAAUUAACAGGGUCAACUUCAGGUGCAGCAAAUAAAAAGGAGGAUGAAAACAAAGCAGAAAUUUACAUUCAAAACUGUAGUGAAAAUGUGUUGAAACUUACUGCGCCAACAGCUGGUGUAAAAAGUAAAGAUACUCAGGAAUCAGAUUUUAGUAAAACACUUACAAAUAAUGAAACUGAGAAGAAAACAAAAUUAUCCCUAAAAGAUAAAGAAGAUCAAGGUGGUAAAAUACAUGAACAUUUUUCAGUAGUUACUGAUGAUACAGAAUUUGAGAAGGAAGUACUCAGAGGAAACUUUGAAAUAGAUGAUGAUAAAAAGAUUGACAAUACAAAGGAUUUAUUUAAAAAAGAAGACAAACCCUUUCAAUUAUCAUCUUUGAAGUUCAAGGUAAAAAAUAUGGAGGAUGCAACAGAGAAAUCUUUAAAGGUAGUAACACAAAAGCCAAACAAUGAGAAGAGAAAUGUGCCAGCCCAAAUAGAUACGGUUGAAGAACAAAGCUCAGAUUACGAAUGUGUUCAAAAUGUCAUUGAAAAUAUUUAUGACAAUAUUUUAGAAAUAUCUUCUGAUCAAGAGUCAGCAGAUUUUUCAAAAUCGAGAUAUAGCAAAAGCCUCUCAGAGGAUAAAGACUUAAAUGUAAUUCAAGAGACUGGCAAGGAUUCUAUACAGCCUAUUGCAAAAAAUGAUUUAUUUGCCUCAAUUAAUAAAAAUGUCCAUGCUGAAGAGAAAAAGAUAGAAAAAGAGGAAGAGAGAGAGAAAAAAGAAGAGAAGGAGAAAGAGAAAGAAAAUGUAAAAGAGAAAGAAAAUAAAAGCCUUUCUUGUAAAGCAGACCAUCCUCAGUACCCACCAGAAAGUAAAGUUGGAAUUUUUCCUGCAAAACUAUUAGAAGAUGUUAUCACUGAACUGGUUAACAAAUUGAUCUUUUCUUCAUCAUCAAAAGCACAAACAUAUCAUACAUGUACAAAUGUGGAUGAUGAACUAAAUCAAUCUGAACUCUAUGACACAGCUAUGAAACUUAUUGAUUCACUGUUAAAAGAAUUUUCAGAUGCUCAAAUUAAGGUAUUUAGGCCAGAAAAGGGAAAUCAGUGUUUUCCACCUGUGGAAACAAUGUCUUCAGUUCCUAAAGCACCAUCCAAAUAUAAACAAACAAUUGCUGAUGAAGCAUCAUCUAGCAUUAAAAUAAAAACGGAGGAUAAAAUUUCACAUGUGCAUAAAAUGCCUAAAAAACCCUUUUUCCUGGAAAAAGUGCCAUCAUUUGAUAAGUCAUUGGUUAACAAAGUUGUUCACUCCUCUAUUUGCAGUAUUUUGAAGGAGUAUAGAUCUCAAUAUUCUAUUUGUAAGAAUAUAAACAGCAAUAGGGGAAAUUUAGCAAGAAGGUUAACUAGUGCUGUGAUAAAUGAAAUUUUUGAGCAUCAGCUUAAUUUAAUAUUUGGUAAUGAGAUCCCAGCUGCAGCAUGCUUACCUCUGGAAUCAAAAGAUUUUGUUAAAAAAGUCAAAAAAGUGGCUCAAACAACCAACAAAGAAUGUCAGACAUCAUCACCGUAUACCAUAAUAUUGCCUCAUACAUUUUUAGAGGAUGUGAUUUCUGCUCUUAUAUCUAAAAUCUUCUCAACGAUAUGCAACUCCAAAGCAGAAGCAUCUGAGAACAAUGUGUUUACAGAAUUGGAUUUCUUUCAAAUGAAGUUAGUAAAUACAGUUGAAGCAGAGAUCGCCAAAGAUAAAGAUAUGAUUGUACAAUACGUAGAAUCCUUACAUCCUAAUGAUGAGGAAAUUAUUCAAUUGGUGGUUCAGUCUAUUUAUAAUAAUCUCUUGCCACAGUUUGGAUCUCAAGAGAGCAUACAAAAUUGUAUAACCAGUGGAUGCAGAAUCCUUUCAGAAACUAUAGUUGACUUAGUUCUACGAGAGGUGGCUGGCAACCAGUUGCAAAAUUAUUUUUGUGGAGAGUUAACUCCAUGCCAGUGUGCAGAAGUUGACAGCGUGGUUGAAAAUAUUCUCAAAGAUGUUACCCAAACUACUCAUGUUUCCCCACCUCAACCACCACAGGCUCAUAAAUUGCCUUACAAUGUAAUAGAAGAAAUUUCUGUAAAAUUUUUAUCAAAGCUCUUAUCUAGGUUUCCCAAAGUACAGAAUGAAGAAACAAAAUCUCUAGAAGAAGGAAUGCAAAAAAUAACCUCAAAAAUAUUAAACUCAGUUCAAGAAUUUAUCUCUAAAAGUAAUAUUAAACUUAUACCAUCAGCCAAGGAAUCAUCCAAUAUACCUGUGGGUGACAAUGCAACCAUAGAAAAAGUCGUUAAUUCUGUUUAUACCAGUAUUUUAAAGCACUCUGGUUCUUAUACUUCUGUAUUUAAAGAUUUAAUGAGUAAGAGCAAUGUCCUGUCUGAUAUAAUAGGCUUUUUAAUGGUGAAGGAGAUUUCCAAUUCUGAAUUCGAACCUCAAGUAGAAGAAGAAGUGUCAAGUUCAGAAUUAGUUCUGGAAGCGGUCAAAAUUAUGGAAAAAGUGGUCAAAAUUAUUGAUGAAUUUAAAUCACAAGAAAAAUUUCCAUCCAAAAAAGGUUCUAUGUUAGAUGUCAAUUUUUUAGAGGAAGCAUUGGCCUUGUUUUUGUCUAAACUAGUAAGGUUGCCAAGUGGGUCAAAAAAAGAUGCAAAAAAUUUAUCAAAGUCUGAGUUAAAUAAAAUUGCAUCUCAACUCACAAAAUCUGUAACAGCUGAAAUUUCAAGAAGUAACAUAACUCUUGUAGCUGCUGAUUCUGAAGAACAUUUUUUAUACCUAGAAAAUAAAGAAAUGAUUUCUAAGGUUGUUGAUUCUGUUUAUAGUAAUAUACUCCAACAAUCUGGAACCUAUAGAGAACUUUAUGAUGAUAUAAAACAUACAAACAUAGUCUUCCCUGAAAAAGUGGCUGGUUUAAUUAUCAAUGAAAUUUCAGGUUUUUCGUUAGAUACAGUUAUCUCAGAGAAUUCAAAUGCCAAUCAGUAUGAUCUAGACAUUAAUAGAAUUGUGCAAAAGGCACAAGAGCAUGCUGUUGAAAAGAUCCCUGACUUCUACAAAGAGUUAGAUCAGGAUUCAUUUGAAGAGGAAACUCCUGUUAAAAUAGUUCCACAUUUAGGAAAAAAACCAAUCAAAAUAGAUCCAAGUAUUAUUUCUGAACACUUAGCAGUUAUUUCUGUAAAAACUCAACCUCUUGAGAAAUUGAAGAUUGAGUGUUUAAAAAGAACUGGACACAGCAUAGCAGAACUGAGAAGAGCAUCAAUAAGUGGGAAAAGUUACUCUUCACAUUCAUCUACCACAGAAAGGAAAAAGAGAGAAAGACGUAUCUCAUUGAAUAAGACAGGACGACUAGAUGUAAAACCGUUUGAGGCUGUUGGCAGAAAUUCAUUUCAGAAUAUAAGAAUGCCCGAUAUCACCAAGGUUGAGCUUUUAAAAGAUGUUCGCAGCAAAAAAGAUCUUAUUAUUCGGUUAGUAGCCCAUGACAUUGAACAAGAAGAUUUAGAAAGUAACAUAGAUGAAGGAAUCAUUUCUGAAGAUGAGGAGAUUGUUAUAGGAGAGAUUGUUGCACAAGAAGAAAUAUUAGAAGUAGAAGAAGAUCAAAUGAAAGAAACACAGAAGCCAAUAAAAAGGAAAGCUGUUUCACCGAAGCAAACAUUAAGCACAAGCAGCCUGAAAAAAUUUUUGUCCCUAAGCAAAUGUUGCCAGCCCACAUCCAGUGCAAAUAUUGAAAGCAUUGAAGUAACCACAAAUCAGAAAAUAGAAUCCAAGGAGAAAGAUAUUGAAAGAGCGGUUUCUGAGAUUGAUGUCACCACAAUAAAAAGUUUGACUCUGACAAACUUUUCUCAGGAGAAAAAAACACAAUGUAAGAAAGAAGAGAAGAGUCUUGUUGCUGAACCACCACAUUACUUCAUACAUAGAAUUAUGAGUUCAUCUUCAUACAAUCAAGAAGAUUUCAAUUCAUCUGCUGGUGAUGCAGAAGAUCAUAACCCACAUCCAAGUACAAAAAUGUUAGAAGGCACUUCUUAUGAAGGAAAGCCAGAAAAUGCAAGCAGUGUUAAGUUUAUCACCAUCUAUGAAGGACCCAAGAAUGUUCUUAACAGUGCACAGUGCUCAAAGGAAGUCAUUUCAGAAACUCCUAAGCCUGGUAUUUCCAAACAAGGAUCUAAAAUGCUGGCGAAGGUAUCUUCAGCUCUGUCAAAAGUGUUUUCUCGAUCUAACACCAGUAUUUCCAAAUCUUCCUCACCACCUCAACAGGAUGAAUGCUGAAGCUUCUAUCCUAAUAAAAGCAUGCUUAAUCCUCUUAGAAAAUAAAAUGGU